GAGGAGCCGCCGCCGCAGCAUCAAAGAGACCGACUUCCCGCGGCCUCGGGGGGAGUCAUGCUUCGCGGUCUGUAAUGUCAGCAGAACAGGAGAAGGAUCCCAUUUCGCUGAAGAGAGUUCGAGGUGGUGAUAGUGGACUGGAUGGGUUAGGAGGACCAGGUGUUCAACUAGGAAGCCCAGAUAAGAAAAAACGGAAGACAAAUACACAGGGGCCUUCUUUUCCUCCAUUGUCUGAGUAUGCUCCACCGCCGAAUCCAAACUCUGACCAUCUAGUGGCUGCUAAUCCAUUUGAUGACAACUAUAAUACUAUUUCCUAUAAACCACUACCUUCAUCAAAUCCAUAUCUUGGCCCUGGCUAUCCUGGCUUUGGAGGUUAUAGCACAUUCAGAAUGCCACCUCACGUUCCUCCAAGAAUGUCUUCCCCAUACUGUGGUCCUUACUCACUCAGGAAUCAGCCACACCCAUUUCCUCAGAAUCCUUUGGGCAUGGGUUUUAAUCGACCUCAUGCUUUUAACUUUGGGCCACAUGAUAAUUCAAGUUUUGGAAAUCCACCUUAUAAUAACGCACUAAGUCAGAAUGUUAACAUGCCUAAUCAACAUUUUAGACAAAAUCCUGCUGAAAACUUCAAUCAGAUUCCUCCACAGAAUGCUAGCCAAGUGUCUAACCCUGACUUGGCAUCUAACUUUGUCCCUGGAAAUAAUUCAAAUUUUACUUCUCCAUUAGAAUCCAAUCAUUCUUUUAUUCCUCCCCCAAACACUUUUGGUCAAGCAAAAGCACCACCCCCAAAACAAGACUUUAAUCAAGGAGCAACCAAAAACACUAAUCAAAAUUCCUCUGCUCAUCCGCCUCACUUAAAUAUGGAUGACACAGUGAAUCAGAGUAAUAUUGAAUUAAAAAAUGUUAAUCGAAACAAUGCAGUAAAUCAAGAGAAUAGCCGUUCGAGUAGCACUGAAGCUACAAACAACAGCCAUGCAAAUGGGACGCAGAAUAAGCCACGACAACCUAGAGGUGCGGCAGAUACGUGCACCACUGAAAAAAGCAAUAAAUCCUCUCUCCACCCAAGCCGUCAUGGCCAUUCUUCUUCCGACCCAGUGUAUCCUUGCGGAAUUUGUACAAAUGAAGUGAAUGAUGAUCAGGAUGCCAUCUUAUGUGAAGCCUCUUGUCAGAAAUGGUUUCACCGGAUCUGUACUGGAAUGACUGAAACAGCUUAUGGCCUCCUGACUGCGGAAGCCUCAGCAGUGUGGGGCUGUGACACCUGUAUGGCUGACAAAGACGUCCAGCUAAUGCGCACUAGAGAAACGUUUGGUCCACCUGCAGUGGGCAGUGAUGCUUAAUCACAGCCAGUAACUAAAGUGGGUUUUUUUUCCUGUGUAUUACAGAAGUUCAGUGACACAGGAUUUUAAUGUUUUACAUUAUUUUUUUAAAUGCACACACAAGAUUAUUUACCUUUUAGUUUUUAUUAAUAUUCCACUUCAGUACUAGUGCAAAUUUUGUAUCAUUGUUUGCUAUCUUCAAUGAGAAUAAUGUAUAUGAGGUGCUUUAGGAAGUACUAUACAAAUAAAUGUUAUUUGUUGUUGUUAAUCAUAAACAGAAAAGCCUCUUGAAGCUUCAAAAUAAUAUGUAGCAAAUGUAGGCAAGUUUUGACUUUUAAAAGAAUCAUUGAAAAGUGUGUACUUCAGCGCUGAACUUUGGCAAUAUCACAUUAAACAGUUCAAAAAUUUUUCAAGGAUCCAUUUAACGUGUUUUCAGGAAAAAUUUAUGUAGCUAUAAAAUGAAAGGAACCAUACGUUUUAAUGGAUGUUUUUAAAAAAAAUAGGGUAUGACACCAGAUUCCUCCCCACCCUGGGUCCUUGAAAUUAGUGACUUUCUUAUUUUUAAGUCAGUCUUUCCAGGAUAUCUGUUUGUAGAGAGAUGAGACAGAUGUUAGCAUAGAGUAGAUGCUCCGUAAGUAUUCAUUGAUUGACUUGUGGAUUGUACCACAUGAAAUUGCUAAUAUUAGAUCAGUUGAAAAUUGACUACAAUUAGUAGAGUUGACAUAAAGGUAUGUUUCUAGUUGUGCUAUUUAGAAUUAUUAUAAUAUGCUCUUCAAUCUUCAAUUUUCUUUGAUUAUUGAGUUGCAUUGUUUUCCGGAGAAAUAAAUAAUAUGGUAUCCUCAGAGGAAUUGCGAAUAGCUUUUCUAAUAUGAUUUCAAACUGCAACAUAUUGCAAGUGAGACAGGUAGAAACAUCAAUUAGGCGUUACAAGGCUCUGCUAGCGAAAGAACUACUCAGUGGUGGUUUGAAAACUCUUGUUCUGGGGAUCUGAAUUCAAAAAUGAGCCCCAGGAGAGAUCAAAAUCCAUUUUAAGCAAAGACCAAUUAAGAGCCAAGGUGAAAGCUAACUCAACAGUUCGAGGCCUGCAGCAGACAGGAGUUUCUGCUAUGACUGGGAAAAGUGUAAAAAUGGACCCAAAGUAUCCUCUUGAGAGAUGAUAAAGAACAGAGAUGGUUGAAGGGGAAGUCAUUAAGAUUCAAAACAGCAGAAACCUAUUUUUGGAGAGGAUCAUAACAUGUGACCACAAAAAAAAAAAGAUACUGUAUCACAAUUGAUAGCAGUUUAUACAAUGGUUGGAUGUUGGUGAAGCUCCCAAACUUGUGCAGUCAUUAUCAUUGCAACCAAAAAAGUCCUGAAGACUGUAUGGUGAUCUGCGAAAGGGAUAAUUGACUACUACUGUUUAAACCCUGGUGAAACUACAGCAACAGCAUAUUGCCAAGAAAUUAAAAUUAUGCAUGAAAAAUUUAAUUAAAAAACGUCCUUUGAUUAAUAAACAUGAACUUACACUUUUACAUGACAGCACUUGACCUCACAUGUCACAAGCCACUAAAGCAAAGUUAAUUGAAUUGGGCUGUUAAAUCUGGUCAUGUCCGUUGUAGUCACCAGCCGUUUAUCCAAUCAGCUACUGUCUUUUUCAUCAUUUAGAGCUUUUUCUAAGAAACAACAUACUCUCCAGUUGAGAAGCAGUAAUUGGAGGAUUUGAACAAUUUAUACAGCCUAACAUGAUGAAUUUUAUAAAAAUGAAAUAUUUAAUUAGCUAUUAGAAGAAAAUUAAUGCUCAUGCAUAUUUUGAUUGAAUAAAACUUAUUUUUUUAAAUACAGUGUUUUAAUUUUGACCUAC
Equus quagga is the source of this 3153-nucleotide messenger RNA. RefSeq names its product pygopus family PHD finger 1 (gene PYGO1). NCBI's taxonomy places the organism in Eukaryota, Metazoa, Chordata, Mammalia, Perissodactyla, Equidae. Bases 75 to 1334 code for a protein of 419 amino acids. The record is from RefSeq and is a predicted model, not a curated record. The transcript is spliced from 3 exons.